AUGGCGUGGCAGCCGGUACCCGAGUCCUUAAGCCAGCUUGCUGCUUGUCUCAAGGACUCGCUCAGUGGCUUCGAUAAAGCUGCACAGAAGCAGGCUGAACUUAUGCUUACCCAGGCGAAAUCGUCCCCCGACAUCAACAACUACCUCGUCUACCUGUUCUCGAGCCAAGACCCUCCGUCUGGUCUACAAUGCUCCCCACAAGACUACUAUCUUGUUCGGUCGGCCGCCGCUAUUAUGCUGAAGAACAAUGUCAAAACCAGCUUCAAGCAGAUCCCAGAGAGCAGCCUGAGCCUGAUCAAGAUGGCCAUUCCCAUGGGCUUGCAAGACAAGAAUUCUCAAAUGCGCAACUAUGCAGGCAACAUCGCGACCGAGUUGAUUCGUCGAGGAGGUCUGAUGAGCUGGCCAGAACUGCUACCGGAACUACUGAAGAUGUUGAGCAACGAGAACGGCCAAGUCACAAACGAGGCGCAAGAGGGCUCCAUGGCAGCCAUGGCCAAGAUUUGCGAGGACAACACUAAGCUGUUGGAGCGCGAGCUCAAUGGCCAACGACCUUUGAACUUCAUCCUUCCGAAGCUCAUCGAGGCGACCAAGAGUCCGCUGGCCAGAGUUCGCGCGAAUGCGUUGACGGCUAUCAACGUCUUCACACCUCGCAAGUCCCAGGCCAUGCUCAACUCCAUCGACGACCUACUCCAACAUCUUUUCGCCUUGGCAACGGACUCGAGUCCCGAUGUGCGCAGACAGGUCUGCAGAGCCUUCGUGCAGCUAGUCGAGACACGGCCCGACAAGCUUCAGCCCCAUCUGUCGGGUCUUGUAGACUACAUUAUCACCCAGCAGAAGGGAGACGACGAGGAACUGGCCACUGACGCAGCUGAGUUCUGGCUUGCCGUUGGAGAGCACGAGAACCUCUGGCACUCGUUGAGUCCAUACAUCAGCAAGAUCAUCCCUGUGCUGCUUGAGAGUAUGGUGUACAGCGGCGAGGAUAUUGCGCUGUUGGGAGGCGCCACAGACGACGAAGACGAGGAAGACCGCGAGGAGGACAUCAAGCCACAAUUUGCAAAGAAGUCUUCAGCCCGGACGGCGAACGGCGAUGGCUCCACGGAUGCCGCACAGAACGGCAAUGCGUACGAAAAAUUAGCCAGCAUGGAUGAUGACCUCGAGGAGGGCGAGAUUGAUAACCUGGAAGAUGGCGACGAUGCGAAUCCGGACGAGCGCUGGACUUUGAGGAAGUGCUCUGCAGCUGCGUUAGACGUCUUCGCUCGCGACUUCAGAGACCCGGUGUUCGAAUGCAUUCUGCCCUACCUGACCAAGAACCUAAAGCACGACGAAUGGCCCUACCGGGAGGCGGCAGUACUGGCUCUCGGAGCUGUGGCAGAGGGCUGUAUCGUUGUCGUCACUCCUCACUUACCUGAGCUGGUGUCCUACCUGUUCUCUCUCUUGAAUGACCCAGAACCUGUUGUUCGGCAGAUAACUUGCUGGACUUUGGGCCGUUAUUCUGCCUGGGCUGCAGAGCUUUCGGAUCCGGCGCAGAAGCAGCAGUAUUUUGAGCCCAUGAUGGAGGGCAUCCUGACCAAAAUGCUGGACCGCAACAAGAAGGUCCAGGAAGCCGGCGCGUCUGCCUUCGCAAAUCUCGAGGAGAAAGCUCAAAAGAAACUCGAGCCCUACAGCUUGCCUAUCAUCCAGCAAUUUGUGCGUUGCUUUCAGAAGUACAAAGACCGCAACAUGUACAUCCUCUACGACUGCGUGCAAACACUGGCUGAGCACAUCGGCCCAGUCCUGGCGCGACCCGAGCUUGCCAACGAAAUCAUGCCAGCUCUCAUAGACAGGUGGACAAAAGUCUCCGACCAGUCUCGUGAACUUUUUCCUCUGUUGGAGUGCUUGUCCUAUGUCUCGAUGGCAAUGAAUGAUGCAUUCACUCCGUAUGCCCAGCCAAUUUUCGUGCGUUGUGUCACUAUCAUUCAUCAGAACCUGGAGCAAUCUCUUCAACUUGCCAGCAACCCAACUCUGGACGUACCGGAUAAAGAUUUCCUGGUGACGAGCCUGGAUCUUCUUAGCUCGAUCAUCCAAGCACUAGACAAGGAGAAGUCAGCCAAACUCGUUGAAGAAUCGCAGCCAGCCUUCUUUGAGCUGGUGACCUUCUGUAUGGAAGACCCGAACGACCAAGUCCGGCAGUCAGCUUAUGCCCUUCUCGGCGACUGCGCGAAAUAUGUCUACGGACAGCUGCGAUCCUCAUUAUCAAGCGUUUUCCCCGUACUGCUCAAGCAGCUUGACCUGGACGGUGUACUCGACGAAGAUAUUGACGAGGGUUUCAGCGUGGUCAACAAUGCAUGCUGGUCUGCGGGCGAGAUAGCUAUGCAACACAAGUCUGAAAUGAAGGCGUAUGUCCCGGAACUAUUUCAGCGCCUUGUCGAGAUCAUCUCAAACCCAGGUAUCCCUAAGGGGGUGACAGAAAAUGCAGCCAUCGCGCUGGGGCGGCUUGGACUUGGCAAUGCCGACCUUCUCGCCCCUGAGCUUGCUAAUUUCGCGGAAGAUUUCCUCACAUCUAUGGACGAAGUUGAUUUGACAGACGAAAAGGCUACAGCCUUCAGAGGCUUCACGGGUAUUGUCGAGAAGAAUCCCAUGGCAAUGGAGAAAUCGCUGCUGCAUUUCUUCACUGCCAUUGCUCGCUACAGAGAUAUUAAGCUUCGAAGUCAGAACAGGACUGAUCUCCACGAGGAGUUUCAGAAGACAAUCGGCAUAUAUCGCCAGAUCAUUCCUCAAUUUGAUCAGUUCCUCAGUCAGCUGCAACCUCGAGAUCAGGAGGCCUUGAGGACAACUUACGUGUUCUGA
Molecule: messenger RNA, 2826 nt
Organism: Anthostomella pinea
Lineage: Eukaryota; Fungi; Ascomycota; Sordariomycetes; Xylariales; Xylariaceae
Source: the annotation of a GenBank genome assembly